AUGAAUUAUUUUAUUGAAGCAGAAUGUUUACGGAGGUUUAAAGACUUAGUUAAUAAAUAUAAUAAGUUAUUACAAGUAAAUUCAGCGUUAUCAAGAAACAGACAAUAUUGUGAUUACAGUAAAAGAAUCCAAAUUCUAAUUGAACGUGAAAAAUGUCAUAUAACCCUAAUAAAAAAGUUAAAAUAUGAAUUGUGUACAAAAGAUAAUGACAUUAACAGACUGAAACUUAAUGAAGAAUUAAACGAGAAACAAAUAAAUGAAUAUCAGGCAUGA
Rhopalosiphum padi (bird cherry-oat aphid) is the source of this 273-nucleotide messenger RNA. RefSeq lists its product as uncharacterized. The transcript has 3 exons. Bases 1 to 273 code for a protein of 90 amino acids. The record is from RefSeq and is a predicted model, not a curated record. NCBI's taxonomy places the organism in Eukaryota, Metazoa, Arthropoda, Insecta, Hemiptera, Aphididae.